Lepus europaeus (European hare) is the source of this 1583-nucleotide messenger RNA. RefSeq names its product keratin 25 (gene KRT25). Gene Ontology annotation, biological process: hair follicle morphogenesis; intermediate filament organization. The record is from RefSeq and is a predicted model, not a curated record. The transcript has 8 exons. Bases 1 to 1353 code for a protein of 450 amino acids. Gene Ontology annotation, molecular function: structural molecule activity. Lineage: Eukaryota; Metazoa; Chordata; Mammalia; Lagomorpha; Leporidae.
AUGUCUCUUCGGCUUUCCAGCGGAUCCCGGAGGUCCGGUACCCGCCCCAGCACAGGCUCGCUCAGGCUGUCCAGCGCGGCAGGCAGCUUUGGGGCUGGAAAUGCUUGCGGCGUCCCUGGAAUCGGAAGUGGCUUCUCCUGUGCCUUCGGUGGCAGCUCCCUGGCGGGGAGUGCAGGGGGAAGCAGCUCCUGUGCCGGCUUCACCGUGAACGAGGGCGGCCUCCUCUCGGGCAAUGAGAAGGUGACCAUGCAGAACCUCAACGACCGGCUGGCCUCCUACCUGGACAACGUGCGCGCCCUGGAGGAGGCCAACGCCGAGCUGGAGCAGAAGAUCAAGGCCUGGUAUGAGCAGUACGGGCCUGGCUCGUGCCGUGGCCUGGAUCACGACUACAGCAGGUACCUCCCAAUCAUCGAGGACCUGAAAACCCAGAUCAUCGCUGCCACCACUAGCAACGCCAACACCGUGCUGCAGAUCGACAACGCCAGGCUGACGGCCGACGACUUCAGACUCAAGUAUGAAAACGAGCUGGCUCUCCACCAGAGCGUGGAGGCCGACGUGAACGGGCUGCGCCGAGUGCUGGAUGAGAUCACUCUGUGCAGAACCGACCUGGAGAUUCAGUACGAAACCCUCAGCGAGGAAAUGACCUACCUCAAGAAGAACCACAAGGAGGAGAUGCAGGUCCUGCAGUGCGCAGCCGGCGGCAACGUGAACGUGGAGAUGAACGCGGCGCCCGGCGUGGACCUCACGCUGAUGCUGAACAACAUGCGCGCCGAGUACGAAGCCCUGGCCGAGCACAACCGCAGGGACGCCGAGGCCUGGUUCAACGAGAAGAGCGCGUCCCUGCAGCAGCAGAUCUCGGAGGACGUGGGCGCCACCACUUCUGCCCGCAACGAGCUGACGGAGAUGAAGCGCACCCUGCAGACGUUGGAGAUCGAGCUGCAGUCCCUCCUGGCCACGAAACACUCCCUGGAGUGCUCCCUGACGGAGACCGAGGGCAACUACUGCACACAGCUCGCGCACAUCCAGGCCCAGAUCGGGGCCCUGGAGGAGCAGCUGCACCAGGUCAGAACCGAGACCGAGGGCCAGAAACUUGAGUACGAGCAGCUGCUGGACAUCAAGGUCCACCUGGAGAAGGAGAUCGAGACCUACUGCCUCCUCAUAGGAGGAGAUGAAGGGGCUUGCAAAACUAGCAGUUACAAGUCUAAAGAUUACGGCUCCGGAAGUGUGGGCAAUCAAGUCAAAGAUUCGACAAAAGCCAUCGUGGUGAAGAAAGUUCUUGAAGAGGUAGACCAACGUAGCAAAAUUCUGACCACCAGGCUCCACUCCCUGGAAGAGAAAUCUCAAAGCAAUUAACCUAAGACACGACAGAGACCAUGUGCCAAAUAUCCACAGAGAAAAUGUAGCUUUCUGGAAAAAUGAGCAACUCAAGAAAAACGUCCGUCUUACUGUCUUUCUGUUCCUUUCUCUUUCUGGCAAUCAAUCGCAGAUCUCCCCGUUCAUGUGGAAUAAUGUCACAUACAAUUAUUGUGAUUCACACCGGAUUGCCCUACCAAAAUCUGUCGUCCGUUCUUUAUAUUCAAUAA